Protobothrops mucrosquamatus (brown spotted pit viper) is the source of this 2279-nucleotide messenger RNA. RefSeq names its product N-sulfoglucosamine sulfohydrolase (gene SGSH). Lineage: Eukaryota; Metazoa; Chordata; Lepidosauria; Squamata; Viperidae. The record is from RefSeq and is a predicted model, not a curated record. Gene Ontology annotation, biological process: heparan sulfate proteoglycan catabolic process; glycosaminoglycan catabolic process. The coding region runs from base 94 to 1620 and encodes 508 amino acids. Gene Ontology annotation, molecular function: N-sulfoglucosamine sulfohydrolase activity. The transcript is spliced from 8 exons.
AGCUCCUUCCUAGUUUCCAGCUGCGCUGAAUGCAAGGAUUGCUCGGUUCGGGGACCGUUUGCCGGGCGCAGGCCCGGGCGAUGCGAGUUUGCCAUGCAGUCUCCCGUACAGAGCUGCGUGGUGGCGCUCCUCGUUCUGGGGCUCUGUAACGCUAGAAAGGGGGACCCCAACAGGUCCCGCAAUGUCCUGCUGAUUGUAGCGGACGAUGGUGGUUUUGAGAGCGGUGUGUAUAACAACACAGUCAUAAAGACUCCAAACCUGGAUGGUUUGGCCCAGCGGAGCUUGAUCUUCCAGAAUGCCUUCACUUCUGUCAGCAGCUGCUCCCCCAGUCGGGCCAGCCUCUUGACGGGCCUGCCUCAGCACCAGAAUGGGAUGUACGGAUUGCACCAAGAUGUGCACCACUUCAACUCCUUUGAUAGUGUCCGGAGCCUCCCCUUAUUGCUUAACCAGGCUGGGAUACGGACAGGAAUUAUUGGCAAGAAGCACGUUGGGCCAGAGGCUGUGUAUCCAUUUGACUUUGCCUACACUGAGGAAAACAGUUCUGUCCUGCAAGUGGGCAGAAACAUCACCCGAAUCAAAGUGCUUGUUCGGAAAUUCCUCCAGACUGUGGAUGAAAAGCCUUUUUUCCUUUAUGUCGCUUUCCAUGAUCCCCAUCGCUGUGGUCAUUCCCAGCCGCAGUAUGGAGCCUUCUGUGAGAAAUUUGGCAAUGGGGAGCCUGGAAUGGGCUGGAUCCCUGACUGGAAACCUGAGCUCUACCAUCCAGAUCAAGUGCAGGUCCCUUAUUUUGUACAAGACACCCCAGCUGCUCGUGAAGAUUUGGCAGCUCAAUAUACAACUGUCGGGCGCAUGGAUCAAGGCCUUGGUCUUAUCCUGGAGGAACUCCGCCAUGCAGGGUUCCACAACAGCACUCUUGUGAUCUAUACAUCAGACAACGGCAUCCCCUUUCCCAGUGGCAGAACCAACCUGUACUGGCCAGGCACAGCUGAGCCCCUCCUGGUCUCAUCUCCUGAGCAUCCUUCACGUUGGGGCCAGGUCAGCAGUGCCUACGUCAGCCUCCUGGAUAUCACUCCCACCAUUCUGGACUGGUUCUCCGUGCCAUAUCCCAGUUACAGUCUGUUUGGGAAGCAGAUAGUGCAACUCACCGGGAAGUCUCUGCUGUCAGCAUUAUCACUGGAGCCAAAAUGGAGAACUGUGUUUGCCAGCCAAAGCCUGCAUGAGGUCACCAUGCACUAUCCCAUGCGAGCUGUGCAGCAUGGCGCCCUGCAUUUCAUUCACAAUCUACAGAACCGAACCUCCUUUCCCAUUGAUCAAGAUUUCUACGUUUCACCUACAUUCCAGGACCUGCUAAGCAGAACUCAGGCAGGGCAACCUACUCAUUGGAAUAAGACUUUGCGUAGCUACUAUUAUCGGGAUCGCUGGGAACUGUAUGAUCACAGCACCGAUCCUACGGAAAGCCACAAUGUGGCUUCUGAUCCCCGCUACGCACAGGCUCUUGAAGAGCUGCAGGGGCUGCUGUUGAAAUGGCAGUGGGAGACCAGUGACCCCUGGGUAUGUGCUCCUGAUGGGGUCUUGGAGGAUAAGCCUGUCCCCAAGUGUUGGCCACUCCAUAAUGAGCUGUGAUUUUCUUUUUUGCCUCCCUGUUUUGGUGGCGGUUACUCAUCAUCAGUCUGCAACAAGAAAAGAUCAAGCGGGUGCUGAUGCAACCAAUCCAAUUUGCAGAAUUAAAUAACUACUGAAGUUGCACCCGAGAGAAGAUUUGGAGUAAAAUGCAAGGAAGUGUUUGCCUCCUAUACAAAAAUGAAGUUCUGCCAUAUUUUUUAACAUUUGCUGCCAUAAGAAUGCCACAAGCAUCUUCCAGAUGGAUGACCACACUUGUCAUCCUUCCUUGUAAGAAUGGCUAAUGGUCACACACUGCGAAUGUGAUGGAAAGUUGUAGUCCAAAUUAAAAUAACUGGAGAAUCCUGGUUUAAGAGAUGACUUGAUCACUACUAUACGUAUCCUCACCCAAAUUGUGGUCCCACAAGAAUAUAGGUGGGCUGGUCCCAUCUCAGUUGUUACACAUAGAGCAGGGAUAGAAACUGGCUAAGUUUAAAACCAGUUUAAAGAGUAGAAAUGAUUUAGAUUCUGUAGCCUACACAUUUCAUCAUCAUUCUUCCACAGAAUACUGAGAUGACUAGAAACAGCUUUUGGUUUGCCUGCUGGGAUGGUAUAGAUCUGCCAAGCAGUUGCUAGUUCUCCAGAAUAUGCAUAAUAUGGCUAAAGCCUGCUUUUAUAAAAUA